AUGCAGAGUAUGAAGAAGAAGAUGAACAGUACUAAUACUAAUGGUAAUGAGAAUAAUGGUGAAGUUCCAAAGCAGAAGGAGAGACAUAUUGUUUCUUGGUCUCAAGAGGAGGAUGAUAUUUUGAGAGAGCAGAUUAGGGUUCAUGGCACUGAAAACUGGGCAAUCAUAGCUUCCAAAUUCAAGGAUAAAACAACCAGGCAAUGUAGAAGAAGAUGGUUCACUUAUUUGAAUUCUGAUUUCAAGAAAGGAGGUUGGUCACCUGAGGAAGACUUGCUCCUAUGUCAGGCUCAAAAGAUAUUUGGCAACAGAUGGACUGAGAUUGCAAAGGUGGUUUCAGGCAGAACUGAUAAUGCUGUGAAGAAUCGGUUCACUACUUUGUGUAAGAAGAGGGCAAAGCAUGAAGCCUUAGCAAAAGAAAACAAUGCUUCAUACAUCAACCUAAACAACAAAAGGGUUAUUUUUCCAAAUGGGUUCAAUGCAGAGGAAGCAUCUGAAUGUGCAGCACCUCUUAAAAAGAUGAGGUCCUACAUCUCGAAUCCUACUGAUAAUUGCCACCAAGGGGAAAAAAUAGUUACAAAAUAUCUAUUUAGACCCCCUUUUGCAGUAUUGGCACAAAACUCCCAUAGUAAUGAGGGUAAAUUGCCAACUCACUUGGAUGUCAACCACGUAAACGAGGCAUCAAUUGAUGGACUUGGAAAUGACAAAAUUCAAGGAAGCUUUCUUAAGAAGGAUGAUCCAAAGAUGCUUGCAUUGAUGGAGCAAGCAGAAUUACUCAGCUCACUUUCAAUCAAACUUAAUUCAGAAAAUACGGAUCAGAAUCUCGAAAAUGCCUGGAAUGUUUUACAGCAUUUUCUGAAGCAAAACAAAGAUAGUGAUCUGCUGGCAUAUAAAAUUUCUGAUGCCGAUUUGCAGCUAGAGAAUUUCAAAGAGUUGAUGGAGAAUUUGAUUAAGAAUGAAGGCAGUAAGCCAUCUUGGAGGCAACCUGAUUUAUAUGAUGAGUCCCCUGCCAGCUCAGAAUACAGUACUGGAUCAAGUAUGCUAUCUCAUGCUCCCGGUGAAAUUCCUGAAGAAUGUCUAGCCAAACGACGUACAUUUCAUCAUGAAACUGGGCUCGAGUUACAAUCAAGUCAGUUGGGUGAUCAACCAAGUCUUGCUAAGGAAAACAGAAUAUGUAUAGCUGGCACAAAUGAAGAGAACAACUUGUUAUCAACUGGUGAAGUAAAAGCUAACAAUGGAGUUGUGGGUGAAUAUACAGAAUUCAGUUCCCCUCUUCAAGUGACUCCACUAUUCAGGUCGUUGGCAGCUGCAAUUCCCAGCCCGAAAUUUUCAGAAAGUGAGAAGCACUUCUUAAUGAAAACAUUUGGGAUGGAGUUACCAUUCCCAAGUCCAAGCACCAAUCCUUCCCAAGCUCCACCUUGCAAAAGGCUUAUGAAGAUCUUCUUUGCAAUCUAUGGUGCUAAGGAGCAUUCCGUUUUUUGGCUAGAUAAGCCGAUUGUACAGGCCCCAUACUUCAAUUCUUUAGUUAUUCGGAGUUCAUUAUACAAUUACAUCUCGCCAACUAUACCCUUCAGAGAUCGAAAAAAGAAAGAUGAAAAACAGGAGACAGAGAAGAGGACCAACCAGUUGCUUUGGGCUCCUAUUUACUGCACUUUGAUGUGCACAGAACUAUGUAACAAGUUUUCAUGGUGUGUUAGAUAUUGUUGUAUUCCCUACCUUAUGGAAUGA
Molecule: messenger RNA, 1725 nt
Organism: Fraxinus pennsylvanica
Lineage: Eukaryota; Viridiplantae; Streptophyta; Magnoliopsida; Lamiales; Oleaceae
Source: the annotation of a GenBank genome assembly